UUCAUCAAUUAAUGCAUCGCCGUUAUGAAACACUCUAGUUAUAAAACAGUAAUAUAGUACAAAAUGUGCUAGUUGGAAGUUUACUUGCUGCAAAAGAGGACAUUGAAAAUAAUGUUAAAAAUAAUGUCUUUGUCAGUAAUUGGACAUUUUGUUAUUUUAUUUGGACAAAUAAUUUGCCAAAUGCAGAAAGGAUUGUUUCAAAAGUUGGAGGAUACACAAGAAAUAUUCGGCGCCCUUGUUGUUCAAACUGACGUAAGGUCUCUACUCUCAUGUGCGCAUGCGUGCACGCGCUACUCUGGAUCCACGUGCGGUGACGUAUGCAGUCACUUCCACUAUGAUGACAACAUUAGUACCUGCUAUUAUGUUCGACAGGGAAACAGUGUUGCAGAGGCUUGGUCUACAGAGAACAGAACCAUCUAUACCCAGAUCACUGAUUGUGAUAUUGGAUGGCACUCGUUGGGAACAUAUUGCUACUACGUCGAAACGACAAAAUUCAUUUGGAAUGAUGCGAGUGAAAAUUGUGCGAACACGGGUGGUCGCCUAGCAACAGUUCACAACGAAACGGUCGAAAGCUUCCUGAACACACUAGCUGCCACAUCGAGUCCAGGUGAAAACGUAUGGGUUGGUGGACGCUAUAAUAGCACGCUGGAGAAGUGGACGUGGGAAAGCGGGGAACCAUUUGAUUACCAAAAUUGGGCCCUCGGACAACCGGACCUCAAUACCGGGACCUGUGUGUUGAAGCUUCCUUUAUGGCACGAUCGCUUAUGUGAAAGGUCGCACGUCUCCAUCUGCGAAAAGUGCAAAUUCAACUAGUUGUAGACGUCACCUGUACUGGUGUAACAUUAAGUGUUAAACAAUUAUCAACAAAUAUAUGUUUUGAGAUUUUGCGUUGAUAAUCCGUUGUUUCUUCACAAGAAAUCUUUAAUCUGACUCUCCGCUGCAAAUUUGCAAAACCAAUUAUAUCUUAUUUUAACAAUGUUUCAAAUUGAACUAUGUUUCAAACAUCAAUAUUAUUCACUGUUAUACUGGAAUUGUUAUGACUACAGGUGGCUCAAUAUUACUCACUGUUGUACUGGAUUUGUUAUGACUACAGGUGACUCAAUAUUAGUCACUGUUGUACAGGUGUUGUUAUGACUACAGGUGGCUUAUGGAUAAAAGUUCUUAUUUAUCUCGUCAGGGAAAAAAGGCAAUUAUAACUUGAAAAUAUUUUCGUUUAUCUUUACAAAUUUAUGUCUUGAACAUGUUUCUCGAUCUAUUUGACAAACUGAUUAAGCUUGUUCUCUGGCGGUGAAA
This is a messenger RNA of Mya arenaria, 1293 nucleotides long. RefSeq names its product lithostathine-2-like. Lineage: Eukaryota; Metazoa; Mollusca; Bivalvia; Myida; Myidae. The transcript is spliced from 2 exons. The coding region runs from base 112 to 813 and encodes 233 amino acids. The record is from RefSeq and is a predicted model, not a curated record. Gene Ontology annotation, molecular function: signaling receptor activity.